Pieris macdunnoughi is the source of this 372-nucleotide messenger RNA. NCBI's taxonomy places the organism in Eukaryota, Metazoa, Arthropoda, Insecta, Lepidoptera, Pieridae. The record is from the annotation of a GenBank genome assembly.
AUGAAAAAAUACUCAGUUCUCGGUAACAAGAAGAAAGUGACCAUGGAGGUCAAUGUUGCCCGGCUGAAAGUGGUCGGGAAUAAUUGUAUAAUUCGCGUACAUAGUAACCAAGGUGAUGUUGAAGUGAUUGGCAAUGAUUGCCGAGUGGAAAUCAAGGAAAAUUAUGGAAAUGUCAAUUUAGUCGGCAGUGGAAGUACAAUCACAAUUGAGAGGCGCUUAAAAGGUGAUAAUGUUUCUAUUGUGGGACCGAAUUGUCAUCUUUUGGUGGACGGAAAAGAGAAGAGACUUUCUAACUAUGAAGCUCAACUAUCUCCUUUCAGUAAGGACCUGGAUGACGUCAUCGAGUCAAUCUUUACAUUCGUGAUGCGAUGA